GAUAUUUUUAUCGGAGCGUGGAGAAAUCAUUGAUUACUUUGACCAAACAAUAGUGACCGUGUACUUUCCAUUAAUGAAAUCAGUUAAUGAUAUCAGAGCGUAAAAGGUUGUUUAAUUCAAAUACGCCAACAGUGUCAUUUUGGUAAAGAAAAGUGUACAAAGUGCAAUAAAGUGAAUCUUAUAAAUGACUAAAAAUGAUAUUUUGCGUAAAGAGGAAAAUGGAGAAGGAAAGAAAAAUGAAUUGGAUGAUCGGAAUGACAGCUCUGGAAUAUUACAAAGCAAUUGUGAGAAAAAGACAGAAAAGGAAACAAGAAAAAUUAAGACGAAAAAUCUGAAAAGGUGCUCUUCAACUGUUCAGCCUCUUCCUUUAGAGGAAAAUAACGAAAGUUUUACCGUAGAAAAUAGAAAAAAGGAAGAAAGAAAAUCGCCUUUGAAAUAUUGUGUUUUUAUUACAAACCAUCCGUUUUUAACCUUUGCUAUAACACUUGUUUUGCAUACUUCUAUCAUUCUGGUAACAAUACUUCUGAUGAUUCAAGGACAUACAGUCUUUCCAAUUGAGUUCGAAGAGCUUCCUUUAAUACUAUAUACAGAUGUAGACCGAGUGAAGGACCUUGCUUGGAGGGAUUCUAUGAAAUACCCGUUUAGAGUGUAUCGCCGUAUCGUUGGUGUGACAAUACCCACGUGGUAUAAUGGUGAAAUCGGUGAUACGUUAGAAAUUAUAGUUGAAGGGAACGAUGUCUUCUCUACAACAAAUUUGGAAUUAUUGUAUCAAACAGAAAAUAGACUGUUUAAUUUCCAAGACUUCCAAUCAGAUUUCUGUCUAAUAAACGCACAAGGUACCUGCGAAAAACCUAUAUCAGUUCUCCGUCUUUUUGACGGAACAUAUAAAGAUGUUGAUCCAGUAUUCGACUCGUCAUCGUUUGUUAAUGCGUCCAGUGUGAUAUGCAAAGCAACACAAACUAAUGAAACAAAAGAGUUCAUUCAGUUAGUUUUACAAAAGGAUUACGACCCUUGUGACUUAGGGAAAACAUCAUCUAAAACGAGAUUCUUUAUGUUUUUUGGGUGGCCAUUAGUAGGUUAUAAUGAUGGCGAAAGACUUUCUGAAUAUCAGGUUCAAAAACUUAGGCCCGAAAUAGAAAAUAUUCGAGAUAACACAUUGGACGGGCAUAUGUCUCUGUAUUAUAUGAGUAUAAAAUUGUUUGAAUAUGACGUAAAAAAACAAGCGUUUACUGAUAUGAAAUUAGCCAUUGGAAGUUUUAGUUUCAUAUUUGUAUUUAUGUUGUUCCAAACAGGAUCCUUUUGGAUAACAUCUUUUGGAAUUCUAAGUAUUAUAACAAGCUUUUUACUGACAAAUCUAAUUUACCGAUUCGCCUUUAAAUACGAGUAUUUUGGAUUUUUCCAUAUCAUUUCUAUUUUUAUUAUUCUUGGAAUCGGUGCUGAUGACGUUUUUAUAUUUUAUGACACUUGGAGAUUAUCGGGAAACACGGAAUACCCUUCGAAAGCCCAUCGUCUUUCAGAUUGCUACAGGAAAGCAGCAAAAACGACUUUUGUUACAUCGCUGACAACUAUGGCAGCGUUUCUAGUCAGCGCUCCGUCACCUUUACUUCCGGUGUCGUCAUUCGGAUUAUUCUCUGGAAUGCUUGUAGGUGUUAACUACCUGUUUGAUCUUAUUUGCUUCCCAGUUGUAAUACUAGUCUAUUCCGAAGCAAUUAAACCAAUGUUUGAUAAAUGUAUUUCAUACUGCCCAUGCUGUCGCUCAGAAGAACUUAAAUCCGAAAGAACUAUUAGUCAGGAGUCUUUAAUCAUUUCCCACCGCAGAAGCAGAUUGUAUUCUAAAAAUAUAGGCAUGUUUAAUCCAGAUCUUCCGAAGUUUAAUAAAAUGUUUAAACGGAAAAUUGACAUAAAUGAAGAAGAAGAAUCAACAAGCCAGACAGAUGAAUCAAAAGAAAAGAAGAAUUUCGAAGAUCGGAAUAAAGUGGUGUUAUUUCUUAAAAAUGGAUUCUAUGACUUUAUGACAAGGCGUUCCGUUAAAAUUAUUGUACCACUGGUCUUUUUUGGAACCUCUAUCUUUUUUAUAUACAAUGCAACUACAUUAGAACCAGAUAGCAACCAGGUAGAAAUUUACAGAAGUUCUCAUAACUAUGGAAAAGCGUACAAAAACCAUUAUUAUGGAUUCCAAAGAAAUUUUGAAGAAGAAGAUACCCGUAUUCGCUUGUCAUGGGGAGUGAAACCUCAAAACAUGGAUAGUUGUAAUUUAAAAUCAAGAGACUAUUGUGUUGGUGUAACUGAAUGGGAUGAAAGCUUUGAUGCCUCAUCAGAGGAAGCGCAACUUGCUCUCAUGAAUGUAUGUACCAGAUUAGAAAAUUUAACCGAUGCAGAGAUAGCUGCAUACAAGAUCAAGAGGAACCCUGUCACCAACGAACCGGAAAUAGCUUGUUUUAUGUCAGCAUUAUAUAAAUAUUAUCAGAACUUAGCUAAUACUGUGACAUCAUUUAACCUAACUGUGCCAUUUCCGUUUACAAAGAGUUAUGUUGAACUGUUCAUGCAGUACAACAGCCAUAUAUACGACGUGUCCAGUCAACCGGCUGACUUCGACAGACAUCUAGAGAUUUUGAUAUCCUACUGGUUGACCAAUGGCUACACAGCAAUACCAACGAAUGACUUUUGGUUGUAUAAUCCUUUAAUUGGAGAAAAGAAAGUAUCUGGCGUGACCAGAGUGUACAACAAUCAUCCAGCAUAUGGUAUGGUGUAUGGUACAACACUUAAGGUAAUAGGAAUAGAAAUAAAUACAACUAUGAGCUAUUUUACGCUUGGAUAUCCAGAGGGCAAACCAGUGCACCAAUUGUGGGAAAACUUAAUCAAUGAAGAGGUUGAAAAGAUGCCAGAUUCCUUGAAGAGUGGGUUUCAGUCCACCUACAACACGUGGCAUUGGAUAAAAGUGCAAGAGACAUUAGUCAAGUCAGCUAUACUCGGAUUGGUUGUCGGGAUAACAGUGGCAUUUCCAAUUUUAGCAUUGACUACAUUAAAUGUGGUAAUUGGCUUCCUGGCUACAGUUUGCAUUGGUCUUGUUACAACAAUUGUAGUCGGUAUUAUCCCACUGGCAGGCUGGAAAUUAGGGAUUUUAGAGUCGUUAAACCUUGCAUUGGUUGUCGGACUAUCUGUUGACUAUGUUGUUCAUCUCGCAGAAGCUUAUCGGACGUCACCGCAUUCGACACGUGACGGUCGUGUCAAGAGCAUGUUAGAGAGCAUGGGUCUUUCUGUACUCUCUGGAGCUAUUACAACGUUUGGUGCUGCCAUUUUUCUAUUGUUUGCUCAAAUUAAGUUCUUAUAUGAAUUCGGAAUAUUUGUUAUGAGUACUGUUGGGAUUUCAUUGCUAUUUGCUUUCUUGUUUUUUACAACGUUUAUGGCAUUAUGUGGACCGGAAGGCGAUACAGGUUCCAUUCCGGCAUUGUUCAAGCAAGUAAAGGCUAAAUGUACCAAAAAGAAAGAAAAUCAAGAAAAGGACAAAAGUACACCGGAUAACGUCAACAAAAUUAACAGGAAUGACAAAAGAAAUUCUUUGACGACGUAUUCCAACCAGAGAUCAAAUGAUGCUAAUUGUAAAGUACGAUCAGACAGACUGCAAUCGUUUGUAGAGGCUUUAUCUAGAGAUCCACCUGCAAGGCAAGACAUUGAAAUAAUACCAACUGACCUGAAGAAAUUUCAACAUAAAAACAAUGGACGUAGAAAGACUUUGGCUCCUAUCAUGAAAAAUAAAUUCUUCGCGGAAUCAUCUUCAGAACACAACAGUUCAGAUGUAGUGGUUUCAGCUCAUUCAUCUGACAAUUCUAAUAGACAGAUGCAUCUGUCAGAGUAUUCUCCUUCAAUUUUAGAAUCCGAUUCUUCUUCAGUAACAUCUGACGUUUUUGAUUUUCCUAAUACGGAAGAAAUGUCAAACAAUAGGUGCACCAAUGUGUUGUCGAGUGUUCCUAGUCAGAAAAACGUUUUUCAUGAAGCCAAAGGAAAUGUGGCUUUGUCGAAAUGUCUCAGUCAAAGAGACGUUUUCUUGUCAAAGGGAACAGGAGACUUUGAUGAUUCAGAAUCUGUUCCUCCUCCUUCUUAUCUAUUAAUAUCAAACAAGACUUCUAAGAAUGCAACUUUAUCGAGAGGUCAAAGUGAAAAAGAUAUAUCUGAUGCAAUUGCUGAAAUAGACAAAGAACUUGAAAUGGCGUAAUUUGAAUAAAGUAAAACUAAUAUGAAGUAUACAACUAGUUAAUAAAAUUAAGAAUGGAAAUGAGGAAUGUGUCAAAGAGACAACAAUCCAACCAAAGAGCAGAAAACAGCCGAAGGCCACCAAUGGGUCUUUAACACAGCUAGAAAAUCUCGCACCCGGAGGCGGGUUUCAGCUGGCCCCUUAACAAAAAUGUUAAGCACACAACUAUAAGUCUAUAUUAAAACGCUAGUCUACCAA
Molecule: messenger RNA, 4450 nt
Organism: Mytilus californianus (California mussel)
Lineage: Eukaryota; Metazoa; Mollusca; Bivalvia; Mytilida; Mytilidae
Product: protein dispatched homolog 2-like
Exons: 11
Coding region: 185-4213 (1342 amino acids)
Cellular component (GO): membrane
Source: RefSeq, a predicted model, not a curated record